Molecule: messenger RNA, 2485 nt
Organism: Rhopilema esculentum
Lineage: Eukaryota; Metazoa; Cnidaria; Scyphozoa; Rhizostomeae; Rhizostomatidae
Source: RefSeq, a predicted model, not a curated record
UCUUCUGUUCGAUGUUUUAAAGUUUUGGCUUUUAUGUAUAAUUGUUCAUGGCAUGUAAUGUUAUGGCUUCGUGUUCUUAAAAAGAAAGGAGUGCAUCAUCGAAAACAUAUACAGUCCUAGGUCGUGGGUCGUGGGUCGUGGGUCUUGGGUCCUUGGUCCUGGGUCCUAGGUCCAGCGUCCGGAGUCCAGGGUCCUGCCUAAAUGUCCUUGGUCCUUGUUUUCCGGUAUGCCAAUAUUUCAAUUUACGAAUUAAGUAGUCCAUAUCCGAUGCGAAGAAAUGACAGCUGACUUAAGCGAUUGAUCAUUCCGUGCUUGAUUUCUUUAAUUUUAAGUCAAUAGAAGAAAAAAACGCGGAGGCUUUCUAACACUUUGCAAAAUUAAUAAACUGAUUUUUAUUCCAUUCUGCAUGCUUUUUAGUAACCUUCAGAUUUCAAUGUUUAUAAACAAUUAAGACUUUAAGCAAGUCAAUUGAAGCUGUAUUUGAUUUAAAUUGAAAUGGAAAUGUAAAGGAAACCUAAUUGAAAUGGAAAUUGGUUCGCAGCAUUUCCUUUUUUCGCAUCGUAAUUUCAGAGGGUUGCAACUAAAAGGCCAAGAAAAGCAUCAAGACAAAAAAGUAUAUUCUUAUUGAAAAGACGGAAAAUAUCGUAGACAAAGAUGCUACGAGAAUAUGGAGUAGUAAGUCGUUGUCUGUCGCUGGUUCCAAACAAUCCAGGGAACCCGUACACUACAAUUGCUGGAGCCAUUAUGAUUAUAUUUGCCUUUUUCAAUAUCCUGUCAAACUCCCUUUUGAUUUUCGCAUUGUACAAAUCGAAGCAGCUACGGACAUUUUCAAAUAAAUUUAUUCUCAUAAUGACAGUGUCAGAUUUGUGCUUGGGAAUGUUUGCAAAGCCUAUACUGGGAGCAUUCUGGAUAUCAAGUAGACAAAGAAACUGCCUUGAGCUCAAAUCUGUUGAAUUUACAGUGAUUUUUUUGGGAUAUAUUUCAUUCUUUAUGAUAAUCACAAUUUCUCUAGAUCGGUACCUUCACGUCGCAAAACCGAUUCGAUAUCAGACAAUGAUGAACACUAAUCGGAUGACCCUAUUGGUUGUAUCUUGUCUUAUUAGUGGACUUGUUGCAGCUACGAUUACCGUGAUAUGGGAGUCCUUCUACCGUCAGUUAACCAUUGUGAUUUUUAACUUUUCGCUUAAGACAGUUUUUCUCAUAUUGAAUACAAAAACAUUAAAAACUCUUGAGAGACACCAAGAAAAUGCAGUCUUCCGUUUUCAACCUGGCAAUCGAAAAGAUACGUCCAAUUUUCGAACAGAGCGUCUAGCUGCAGUGAAAACAAUCUGUUUGGUCUUGGGUUUGUUUCUUAUCUGCUACAUCCCCUAUGACGUUUCUUCAGUUUUCUGGACGUAUCGUAAAUUCAACAGAAAUUCUGCACCCGGAGUUCUGCUGGAUACAAUUUACAUAUGGAGUAGUGUAAUUGCGGCUAGUGUCAGUUUUCUUAACUCAUUGAUUUUUAUACAUGGAAACACAAAAUGUCGCAGAGUUGUAGGAUCGCUUUUAUUUAAGAGUAGCGAAGCUCCUUGGUGAAAUAAAAUAUACAGGAGCUGGGAGUAUUGCAGCAGCUUCGCUAAUCAGGGCAAGUUUAAAGCAUUGCAGGCUCCUUUCGGCAAUUCUUUCUCAAUGAACGAGAGUAGUCAGGCAUGAUCCAGACCAACCCUCCCUAAAUGUUUAGCAUUCGCACGGCCAUUGUUAUAUUGACGACUAUUUCAAAGGUAUGCUAGAAAAUCAUAAUCAACUUUCGAAAUGAGUAACUAGCUGCAUUGAAAAUACUUCGUUUAGUUAUGAAAGUAUUUCGUGUUUACUAGUGUCCAUUCAACAUUGCGUUCGCCGUUUGGUGUCAUAGAUGCCUUCUUUGAGUGGAGUGCUAUAGUCAUAUUCGCAAGAGCAAGGGCAGAUUUUGUAACAAUAGGUUCUUUGGUUUGUUUACAUUUUGUUGACUAGCCAAUCAGAGAGCUCUAUUUCUAUGGCGUCAUCUGAUGGUAAUGGCGGAUGGAGGGGUUUGCUGUGGAGAAAACGACACCCUCGUUUUUUCCUCGCGACGAAAAUAUACUUUGAGAAAAACUCGAGAUUUUUUGCACCCGUAUAGAACGAUAAAUUUUAAACGUAAUUUUAUUGGCACUGAAGCUUAUGCCACUGAAGUUGCAUUUAGCAAAUUACGAUCUUCAUUUUUAUCAGCAGGGCCACAAAGGGCCACACCGGGCCACACCGGGCCCAGGGGCAGGCCCAGUGCUCGAGCCCCUGCCUCACCAAAACAAUACACCUAAAAUCUAUCUAAUAUGGAUUUAGAUACAUAUAAUUUUCGUUAUCUAGUUGCUAUUUAUAUUCAUAAGGUAUUGUUAAACUUUCCGGGAACAGAUACGAUUAGUUUUUCUUAAAGUUAUCCUGUUAUUAAAAGUCAGAUUUUGCCCCAGGGGCACUUGCCCCCUUGCUCCUCCUC